Messenger RNA from Prorocentrum cordatum, 3598 nucleotides. The record is from the annotation of a GenBank genome assembly. Lineage: Eukaryota; Dinophyceae; Prorocentrales; Prorocentraceae.
GCGCUGCUGGACAGCUGCAUGCAGCAGGCCACCGUGGCGCUGGCGGAGACUUCGCGAGUACAACUUGCCUCCUGCCAGCAGCAGCUCGUGGGCAUGUUCCAGGCGCAACAGGAGCACGCCGCCAAAUCGCUCGCUGUCCACGCCCGUGACGUCGCCAAAGUUGGAGAGCACGCGGAUGCCCUGGCUGAUGAGCAACGGCGGAUGCGGGCCCAGAUCGACGACAUCGAGAAGAUGCUUGCCAUGGCCGCGAAAGAGGUCCCGAUCAUCGACUUCCAGGCGCUGGAGGCCUGGGCCAGGCUCCCAGACGCGAGGAUCUUCUCCGUGGGCGCACCUGAACUGGUUGGCCCUGCGCAAGUCCGAGCUGGCAUCCACGACUGGCUCACAGCUGCUGGCCUCGACAAUAACAUGGUCCGCCUCGACUCCUCCGUCCCCAGGAAGCGCUUCAACAUUGUCGUGGAGGGCGGGCUGGACAUCGCCAUUCCGCGUGCUCAACGGGCUCGAGACAUCAUCACCUCCCAGGGCGUCAAGCUGGCCGAGCUCGAGAUGGGCGACCGUCGGGAAACGGACGCCACAAUCCGCUGGAACAUGGACAUGGUCUUGCGGCUGGCCAUCGACAGGGGCGCGACCGCUGAGCAGUUCAAGAAGGCCUUCUCGCUGGAGGACCGCACGGAAGUCCACGGAUCCGAGGAUGCGCUGAAGGUCUUCUGUCAGCUUCAGCCGCAACGCUACCUAUCGUUUCUGGCGGCUGGCUCUUCCCCUGGUGUUGGUGGCGUUGCAUACCUGGUCCCGCAGCAGCCCGCGGCCUCCUCGACUGGGGUGGCCCCCGCGUUCGCCUUCGACAUCGUGAUCCCUGGCAGGGUCGCCCUUCUCUGUGGCGGCGAUCCCUCGUCGCAGUACAGCAUUAAGAUAAUGGGCGUGCGCAGUUUCGACCUCUCAGAUGGCGACUUCGCCGCGGUGGAGGCGGCCUGGAACGACGCCGUCGCCAGGGCUGCGGACGGCCGCUUGAUGCGCAUCCUCACUGGGGCGGGCGGCUUCAACAUCGCGCGCUACCAACUGCGACAGCCUGCGUGGCGCCGUGUCUUCGCCGCGACCCUGGAGAUCGAGGCGCCGCGGCCCGCCCGCUUCGACAGGGCCAGCCAGCAGCUCUCCGUCAUCGGCCGCGUCUUCCUAGGAAUCGACGCGCAUGCGAUGCUCUCCGUCUCCACGCGGCUCACGACCGCCUGCGGCGCGAUGGAGCUGUCGGAACGUGGCCUCAGUGACCGCGCGCCUCUCGUCUUGCAGAUCGAGAUGGCCCGACGAGUCCCGCGAGAGGAGCAGGUGAUCCCGUCGCACCUCUUCUCCCGCUCGAGGUGCCCCGAGACGUUCUCCCUCAUGAUGGCGAAUGGCGAUCUGGAGGCGGCGUCGGUCGAGGAUCGCUGGCGAGCUACCAUGACUUGCAUGACAUUGGCUGCUGGUCGGAUCCGCGACGAGCAGGUGCGCGCCGGCGUUUCCCUGAAGGUCAAGGGCGACAAUGCCGAGACCACGCGCAUGGGCCUCAAGACUGCGGCGCGGGCCCUCUGGCGCCAGGAUGCGUCGCUUGCGGCCCGCCUCCUUGCUUUGUGCCCUGACCUCGCCGCCCGCCUGCUGAUCGACCAAGGCGAUGUUCGAGUGGCGGAUGCCGGCGCCUUCGCCGACGCCCUCGACGCGGUCGCGGCGAAGGCCCACGCUAUGCGCAGGCGGGCGGCCGAGGCUGCUGCGCGGAGGCCCAGCGACCGAGACGCCCCCGCCUGGCGCCGCGUGGAGCGGAGGUCUGCCCAACACGCGCAGCUAUGGAUCCCUUGGCGUCGCCGAGUGGUGCUCGCUGGCCUCCGGCUCGACUCUCCCCCGUGCGCCUCCGACUCCGCCUCGGACGUGACCCCGGAGGUGGUCAGCGACCCUGCGGGCAUGACGGGCGUUGUGGCUGAGUACUGGGGCAAGAUCUUCGAGCGCGCGCCGACCGUGGAGCAGAUGCUGCGGCUCAACCAGUUCCUCGACCGCUUUGCCCCGCAACUACCCGUUGCGGAGCUUCCGCAGCCGUCGCUGCGCGCGCUGGAGCGCGCCGCAGAGCGGGCCCCGCCAAGCGCUCCUGGACCUGGCCAGCUGCCAUGCGCGGCGUGGCGGCGCAGCCCUGGGGCUCUCCUGCAUCUACGUGCGUUGAUGGAGCAGCUGUUCAACGAGGGCGUAGGGGCUCCUCCCUGGCGCCGCUCUGCGUCGCCGAUGCUGCUCUCCUUCGACUUCGAACAGGCUUUCCCGUCCCUCUUCCGCGACGUGAUCGACAUCGUGCUGCCGAGGUCCGGCGUCCCGCUGGGCUUCUGCUUCGCGAUCUCGGCGUUGUGCUGCAAUUGCCUCGCCAUCAGCUCCUUCCGAGUUUCUGGAGGCAGCGCGGCGAUGGAGCCGCUCUUUGCCUUGAGGUGCGGCAUCGUGCAGGGGUGCCCCCUUUCGGGCACGGUCUGGUGCUCGGGUAUGGACGCCCCGAUCCGUGCUUUGAUCAAGGCGCUGGGUGGCCCCCCUGAAGGCUGCCUCACGGCGUGCGCGGACGACCUGGGCAUGCUCAUCCGCAAUGCCAAGGUCCCCCCGUCCAUCGCCGACUCUUUUGUUGACGUCGGGGUCGCUUUCAACCUCCAGCUCGCGAUCCAAAUGUGCGCGCUGGUCCCGCUCUGGGCGGAGGUCACGCCCGACCUGAUCAACGAUGCCGAGGCGUUCCUGGCCGAGACGGCCCCGAGCUGGAGGGGCUUCCGCGUCGCCUCCUCGGCCAUGCACCUGGGCUCGCGCAUCGGCCCUGGCAUCGCGGAGCAGGGCACCUGGAAGGAUGCGGCGGCGAAGUGGCGGUCUCGGGCGACGGAGCUGAGCCGCGCGGGCAUGGCGGGCAGCCUUGCCGCUCGCGCCUGCAACGUCAAGGUGCUACUGUGCCUGUCCUACCUGGCCCAGGUUUUCUUCAUCGUCCCCGAGAUCUGGCGGGUCGAGUUCACGAUGCUCCACCGCCUCCUUCGCUUCCCGCCGUCGGCCAUGCGCAAGGCGGACAUCCUCUCCUUGGGGGCGUGGCGUGGCCCCCCUGCGCCGAUGGGCCUGUUGCCGUGCUCGAUCGGCGCGCUCCUCCGCGCUGCGGCGCGCGCGGUGCGCAACCGGGGGCCCACGCUGCACGCCCUGCAUGACGCCGCGGUCGAGAACCUCCCGCUGGCGAGCGCCUUGAAGGGCUCGUGGAAGAUCAAGCGCCAUGCCGUUGCGAUGCGCGCCGCCCGCGACGGCCUAUACGAGGAACGAUUCGGCCGGCUGAUCGGCCGCCGCCUGCGGCGGCGGGGGAUGGAGGUGCCCGACGAGGAGUUGCGGGGCCGCUGGCUGGAGUUGCGCGCCGUUCUGCGCGCAGCGCGCCCCGCCUGGAUGCGGUCGCGGCUGCGCGCCAUCUCCAACGGCUGGAUCGCGUCUGGCAGGAUGCACGUCAUGGCGCCCCGCCUGCGCACCAUGGGCUGCGAGUCGCGCGACGACCUGUCGCACUACAUUGUGCGCCCUGUGCUCCGUGGCGAGGUCGCAGCGUUGGCGCAGGAGAGUGAGCUGAGCAGCGGCGCCACGUUUUUCGGCUUAG